AUGUACAUGCACACAAUGAUUCUACUUGAUAUUGUGUGGUUUAGUCUGCCACUUCUUGUGGUCCUUGCCUCACCAACCCCUGCUUCGAAUGAUGAGAGAGGCCCCUGUCAAAUCUACAACUCUGGUCGCUCCGCAAACUGCCUUGGUCAGCGACUGGAUCAUGUUCCAUGGAAGCACCUCCCUUCCACGCUUGAAAGUAUAGAUCUCUCCUACAAUGAACUUAAUGCCAUUCGUGUUAAUUACUUUUCUCGCCUACCUCAUCUUCGUGUCCUUGAGCUGCAGUUCAACAACAUCUCUGUGAUUGAGGACCGUGCCUUCCACAACAACCCCCUCCUGGAGCAUCUUAACAUCUUUAACAACUCCCUAGAGGAAAUCCCUGCCAACGCCUUGCAGGACCUCUUUAAUCUAAGGGAACUCCUUAUGUCGAAUAACCUUUACACCCAGGCCACAUUGGCAGCUGACGUUUUCUCCAGAUUGACCCACCUCAAGGCCCUGUCCAUGGGCGGCCCCUUGGUCAAGGGUCUAAGGAAAGGGGACUUCCAGGCAUUGAGGAACAUUCAGUUACAGGAGUUUGCCAUUAAAACUUCAUCCAAUAUCAGUUACUAUGAACCGGGUAGUCUGAAGGUAAUCCAGACAUGGAGAAUGGGUUUUGACAUGGCCAUAGAUCAGAAGCCAAAUUUCCUACCUUUGAUUCUUCGAGACUUGGCCAACAAGACUUUCAGUCUCAUCCAAUUCAGGAACCUCUUUGAGUUCAUGUAUUACAUGGGAGAUGAGGAUAUUUUCAGAGGCUUGCAAGACAUCAAAGUAGAUUCGCUCAUCUUUCACCGUGGAAAAUUCAAUGAGAACCUUAUGAGGAUGGCUCUGUUUAAUCUACAGGUCACCCCCCUUAAACAUCUGACACUUCAAUACAUUGACUUUGCUCGCUCGCCCAACUUUGUGGAUAAUGGCUUGGGCUCCAGUAUCAAAAACCUUGCACUGAGUAGACUCCAUCUGUGGCAUAUCAGUAAUCCAGACAUUUUGCGUUUCGACUGGCGCUUCACAUGGUUCAACAAAGUCCAACUGCUGUCCAUUCAGAAUGUGAACUUCAACUCUGUGCCUUGCGACGCCUGGCUUAAUAUGGAAGGCAUGGAGGUUUUGGACAUCUCAAACAACCGCCUGCAGGACAACAUCCUCUUCAACCAGAGAUGCAACUACAGGGGCACCAUGCCGGCUCUUCGAUCCUUCAAUGUCAGCACCAACCAACUGACCAGCCUUCAGGACUUAGCCUCCCUGACCAAGGAGUUCAAACAGUUGAAGGUCAUGGAUGUUAGCCACAACAUGCUGGGCUCUGCUGAGAAGAGUCACAACUGUAACUGGAUGCAGAACAUCACCCAGGUGAUCGCUCACCACAACCGAUUCGAAAGUGGUGCCCUCCAGUGUCUGCCCACCACAGUACAAUUCCUGGACCUCUCGUACUGUGACCUGGACCAGCUGGACAUGGUAUACUUCCAACAAACCACCAGCCUCAAGGAGCUCCUGCUCAAUGGGAACAAGAUCAAGUUCAUCCCUUCUGGUUGGAGAAGUCACUCCUUGCAGUCACUGGCUCUGGAUGGGAACUCCUUUGGGCUCAUCAGCAUGGGCUCCUUCCAGGACAUGCCCCAGCUGUCUCGACUGACGGCAGGGAACAACCCAUACCACUGCACCUGCGACCUCCACGCCUUCAUCCAGGACACAAUUUCAAAGGGGAAUGUCAACAUCACUGACUGGCCAGAGAACUACAAGUGUUACCAUCCAGAGGCCUUGCUCAAUACCGCUGUGGCAGUUUUCUUCCCGGGUCACGUUGCCUGCGAUGUCAGACUGGUCAUCAUCAUCUCUGUGGCUACUACUGCAGCUGUGGUUUUAGUGUUGAUGCUUAUAUGCUACAUAUUCAAUGUUCCCUGGUACACCAAAGCCACAUAUCAGAUCCUCAGAGCCAAAUACAGGGCUCAUCAGGAAGGAGCCUCUGGAAAAUCACAGAUCUAUGCUUACCACGCCUUCAUCUCCUACAGCCACCCAGAUGCAGACUGGGUCAGGGACCAGUUGUUGCCCUGCUUGGAGAACAGCAAGCCCCCCUACCGACUCUGUAUCCAUGAGAGAGACUUCACGCCAGGAAAGUGGAUCAUUGACAACAUCAUUGAAAAUAUUGAGAGCAGCGAAAAGAUCAUAUUUGUGUUGUCACGCCACUUUGUGAACAGCGAUUGGUGCAACUACGAGCUCUACUUUGCCCAGCAACGAGCCAUCGGCAAGACCUUCAGCGAUGUUAUUCUGGUGGUUAAAGAGCCCAUCGACCCUGAAUCUCUGCCCAGCAAGUAUUGUAAGCUCAAGAAGAUGCUGAACACCAAAACGUACCUAGAGUGGCCCCAGCAAGCCAAGCAACAGACCUUCUUCUGGGCUCAACUUAAGAAUGUCCUGGGCAAGCCCACACUGACUAGAGAGCAGGCUCUUAGUGGUAGGAGCAGCAGUGUAUCCUCAGUGGGCGCUGUGCCUAUGAUAGAGCUCCCUCUAGAGGAUGGGAAGCUGGCGAUAUCUAUGCCAAAGUUAGACAGAAAAGCAGAGCUCCACCAAGUGGUUGGGCAAAGACCAAUCCCUGUAGCUGUGGCAUGAGCCAAAAUAAGCCAAGCAUGUAACUUUUAAUGUGUAUAGUGUCCCAAGACCAAUCUCUCUCUGAAGUGCUGAGCUUGAGUGACUUCUUGGCCAUGCUGUGGCAGAUAAUGUGUUUGCCAAGCUGCUGGUAUCAUUAGCAAGUGUUUCAUAAUGAUGACAGUGGCUAAAAUGAUCUGUCUGCCACCCACCCUUCUGACAUGUACAGUGCCUACUCCCCCUUGAACGCUUCACAUUUUGUUGUGUUACAAAGUGGGAUUGAAAUAGAUGUAAUUGUAUUUUUUUUUGUAAUUGAUCUACACAAAAUACUCCAAAAUGUAAAAGUGAAAAAAAGUUAUAUAAAUGUUUUCAAAUGAAUACAAAUUAAAUAACUAAAAUAUAGUAGUUGCAUAAGUAUUCAUCCC
This is a messenger RNA of Coregonus clupeaformis (lake whitefish), 3023 nucleotides long. Its product is annotated as toll-like receptor 2 type-2. NCBI's taxonomy places the organism in Eukaryota, Metazoa, Chordata, Actinopteri, Salmoniformes, Salmonidae. Gene Ontology annotation, biological process: toll-like receptor signaling pathway; immune response; inflammatory response. Gene Ontology annotation, molecular function: transmembrane signaling receptor activity; protein binding. The transcript is spliced from 3 exons. Gene Ontology annotation, cellular component: membrane. The coding region runs from base 1 to 2622 and encodes 873 amino acids. The record is from RefSeq and is a predicted model, not a curated record.